Messenger RNA from Gymnodraco acuticeps, 2464 nucleotides. RefSeq names its product PDZ and LIM domain 7 (gene pdlim7). Bases 141 to 1454 code for a protein of 437 amino acids. The record is from RefSeq and is a predicted model, not a curated record. Gene Ontology annotation, molecular function: actin binding; muscle alpha-actinin binding. Gene Ontology annotation, cellular component: filamentous actin; adherens junction; Z disc. NCBI's taxonomy places the organism in Eukaryota, Metazoa, Chordata, Actinopteri, Perciformes, Bathydraconidae. The transcript is spliced from 11 exons. Gene Ontology annotation, biological process: heart development; actin cytoskeleton organization; muscle structure development.
UCCUUCUAAAAGGAAUGUGAGGGAAUGAUCCUGCAGCUCACCAAAGGGAACCACGGUGGCUUCCUGACGUCCGCUUUAAGGAAGUGCGAAAGUUAGCCUAUACUUACCGAUUGACUUUUUAUCCACUAGACUGACUCGCGAUGUCUGGAGAACACAUCGAAGGACAAGAGGCUAUGAACAUAUACUCUGUAAACCUCAGUGGCCCGGCGCCUUGGGGCUUCAGGCUGCAGGGUGGCAAGGACUUCAGCAUGCCCCUCACCGUGUCUAGGCUAACCCCGGGUGGGAAGGCAGCUCAGGCUGGUGUCGGUGUGGGAGACUGGGUGGUGUCCAUCAGCGACACUAAUGCAGAGGACAUGACCCAUGUGGAGGCACAAAACCAGAUCAGAGCAGCAACAGACUCCCUCACCCUCACCCUCAGCAAAGCUUUUAAAGCGGGAGAAACGAAGGACUCACUUGCUCCGGCUUCUGUUCCGCCAAAGUACUCCUUUGCUCCCAGCACAACCAUUAACAAGAUGGCGAGGCCAUUUACAGCAGGUGGUGCUGGUGGUGGUACUGCCAACUCAGGACCCGCUAUUAAACCUGUGGCAUACUCCCCUAAACUUAACACCCCGAGCUCUCAGGGCCGUGCCAGUGUGAAGCAGCCACAGAAUGGCCUUGAGCCAACUCCCUCACCUGCCAAGGCCCAGGCAGCAGACAAACCAGAUGGCACUUAUUUUGCAGCGGCCCCAGCACGCAGCUCGGGUCCCUCCUCUCGGCCCCCGUGGGUCACUGACCCUAAUUUUGCUGACCGCUUCCGGCCAGAUAAGACCAGCACCGUGAUGACCCAGCACCAGCAGCCGGCCCAGCCCACUCCCAUGCAGAACCGCAGCUCCAUCCUGCAGGCAGCGCAGCAGGCACCCGAAGAGAGCGGCAGGACCCCGCUCUGUGGGGCCUGCAACAAAAUCAUAAGGGGUCGGUACCUGGUGGCGUUGGGCCGUUCCUGGCACCCGGAGGAGUUUACGUGUUCGCAGUGUAAGGUGGUCCUGGAGGAGGGCGGCUUCUUCGAGGAGAGAGGGUCUGUCUACUGCACCAAGUGCCACGACAACCGAUACGCUCCCAACUGUGCCAAGUGCAAAAAGAAGAUCACCGGGGAAAUCAUGCAUGCCCUGAAGAUGACCUACCAUGUUGAGUGUUUCAAGUGUGCAGCCUGCAAGACUGCCAUCAGGAACCAAGCCUUUUACAUGGAGGAGGGAGAACCCUACUGUGAGAAAGACUAUGAGAAGAUGUUUGGCACCAAAUGCCACGGCUGUGACUUUAAGAUUGAUGCCGGCGAUCGGUUUCUGGAGGCCUUGGGCUACAGCUGGCACGAUACGUGCUUCGUCUGUGCUCUCUGCCAAAUCAACCUGGAGGGGAAGACGUUCUACUCAAAGAAGGAUAAGCCCCUGUGCAAAGGCCAUGCCUUCGCUCCAGUGUGAGAGCGAGCGCCGUCUUCAGAGGAAGGAACGCUUCUCUCCCUGCUCUCUUCACCCCGCGCACACUCUACAUCUCUUCUUCGCCAGCCACACCGAGUCACCCUUUUUUCUAUCUUACAGACUUUGUUUCUAUAUAUGAGGCUUACCGUUAGCUUUACAUACUGUUCCUUUGCUAAUAAAACAGUCCACAUGUUACUGCCUGUAAUAACGAAUGCUGUUGUGUUGUAAAACUGGAAGUAGUCAAGGAAUUGUUUCAUGUCAUCACCAACUUUUUAAGUCCUAUUUAGAAUCAGACCUUUGAAAAGUGCCCUUGCAGUUCAUCUACAUUUAAUUGUAGUCGUUAGUGAAGAUUUUUCACAACUCUACUAAUGUCCUCCUUGUUCAGUCUGAAGUACGAUCAGGUCAGUAUCUCCCCAGUUGAAAGGAGUCAUUUAGCCUUUAAUAAUGUCACAUAUUGCAGUAAUGAUCUGCCACUACUCCUCUGCUGUGUGGAGAAGUGGUGGCCUCGUUCAGGACCCCGUCCCACUCAUGACUGCUGCUGCAGAGCCUAUUAACGUAAUGGCGACCAGUCAAGCAGAAAAGGGGGUGUCCCAUUUCUGCUCGGCUGGACCCCUGCUCCUCUCCACAGAAGCAGCGACGGCAGAAUGUUCUCUGAUGAGCCGCAGCUAAAGGUAGGAGGGGAGUAGUUAACAACGUCCUGUAUUAAUCCUCAAUUGAUCCACUUUUAAAUGUCACAGCGACAUAAAGAACGUGCUACUCGUUUUAAAUGUUCCACUGCUAGGAGACGAAUCAAAGCCUUUGAAAUGAUCAUUUAUUUUGACAUUUAAAUGUAAGAAAACAAAAACACAAGUGAUAUUUGUCCCUCGUGUUACCUGAUAUUGUGAUUAUUCCUCAGUGCUUUCCUGUCAUGGCUGGAUAUGUAUUUAUAUUGCUGCAGAAUGGGCCUGUAAGUGUUGUUUUUAUAGCUGUUGGGAGUUUCAAAUAAAAAUAAUGCAGUAAUGCCAAGCACUGAA